Nymphaea colorata (pocket water lily) is the source of this 4701-nucleotide messenger RNA. RefSeq names its product cysteine-rich repeat secretory protein 38-like. Lineage: Eukaryota; Viridiplantae; Streptophyta; Magnoliopsida; Nymphaeales; Nymphaeaceae. The record is from RefSeq and is a predicted model, not a curated record. The transcript has 5 exons. The coding region runs from base 3087 to 4187 and encodes 366 amino acids.
UUGCACACAACAAAGAUAGAAGGACCCUUAAGUAUGCCUUUAACCGGAUAAGUUUUAAGGCCUUUAGCUUAAAGAAAGAGAGAGCCGACAAAAUGAGAAUUUAUUCAAGAUAAAAAGCAGUGACAAGGCGUCAAUAAACAACAAGUAAUAAAAACGGGCAAAAGAAAAAUAACAAAGAAAGCAAGAGAAAAAAAACGUGUAGAAACAAAAAUCAGAGUUUAGUGAACAAAAAACAGGAAGAAUAAAAAAUCAUAGUGGAUUAUCAUUUCCUAGGGAAACACUCUAGUGCUCCAACAGAUCUGCACUUGUUGCUAACUUUUGCAGCCAUAAAUACCUACUCGGUGCCUGUUCUAAAGCCUUCAUUGAUGACCACACCUUUCCUCCCAAAAAAAAAUCAAACAUCUGCCUAAGAAGAUUACCACAUCAUUUCAACGUUAACCAAUACACGACCAACGUUCCCAGCAACUUCUCAAAGAUCGCGAAAACAGCAAAACAAAAACGGGUAAAUUUACGAAAUAUUUUUUGUAUUCAUUUUUUUCCAAGAUAUGUUUGACUAAACGUAGGGCAUCAAGCCUGGUACCCGGUACCAAGCCCAACUCAAGCUCCAGCCUAGAAAAUGAGCGUUGGGGCUGGCCCGACACUAGCUCAGAUUAGUCCGACUUAACUCAAUCAUUUAUGUUUAAUAUUAUUUUUUAUUAUGUGUUCGGGUUUAGAGUGCAGUUAUAAACUGUGGACCAGUCCAAGCCCAAGUCCUUAUCAGCAUGAUGCCCAGGCUUAUGUUUGUCCAUCGCUGUUUUCAACAAAGUUAUCAGGAUCAAUGUUAGUGACAGGACAGGAAUCGAUCUGUUAUUCGUUUUAUUUUUUAGAAGCUUUUUGUAUAGCGGGUUUGAUAAAUCAGGUGAGGUCAUCUCGUGCACGCUUGUAAAGAACCUAUGUAAACCCCUUUCUGUCGAACUGUUUCCAAAUUUGUGAGAAUUUAUUAUUUAACUCUAUAGUAGAAAAUAGUGCAGCAGAGAUCACAAAGAUUGGAAACCCAAUCCUUUUUUCAUGGGCAGGCUUCCUUACACCAAAGUACUAGACUGACUUGAAGGAGUACAUAGCUUAGUUUGACUCGUUAGGUGCAGUGCUCCUCAAAUUUAGCAGUGCACCAUCUGCCGAACACGGAACUGGACCUAAACGAGGAAAAGUGAAGGACUUCAUCUCUCGUCUAGCUUACCAGUAGUGAUUGGCGGAAUGGGUCCUGAUAGAAGCUGUGUGCCCACAAGCACUUGUAUGUUUGCUUAAUUUUCUCCCGUAGUUGGAAAAGCCACAUGUAUGUUUCCUUGCAAGAACCAAUUGGAUGGAUAGUCGAUCGCUAUCAGUAUCAUCUGCAGGGGAUGUGGGAAUACCUGGUUGGGAUGUUUGUGGAAAUAGAAGCAGCGUAAGCUUUGGGGCUGUCCGUGUCACAGACGGGGAAAAUGGUCCGGUCCCAUCAUUAUCGCUGUUCCUUUCAAACAGGUACCUAUAUAUAAGAAUUUUUUAUAAGAAAAUGUAACUCACGGCUCCUCAGUGAACUUAAGAGUGAUCACUAGAUACCGGUGCUGAUUAUUAUCUUAUCAUCACCAAAAAGACGAGAGCAGGAGCUUCAAACCGGCCUUUUCCCGAUGUCUGGCCGGUAGUACAUAUAUAUAUAUAUAUAUAUAAAUAGAUAAAAGAAGACAAGUAGCUACCAGCUUUUUUAUAUGCCAAGUUUUUAUGAGAAUCAUUUGGACCGUUGAUUCUACAAAGAUUACAGAAUGAAAAUAAGUUGUAAAUACAUAAGUGAAAGUCUUUCAAGAGUCUGAAAUACCCUGUAAGAAAAAAAGUGAGAGAAAGGAAAGGAGGGAAACAAAAUAAGUUUGUUAAAUUGAAAUACCUUGUCUUCUUUGAGUGGUAUUUCAUAGUCUUGAAAAAUAGUUUGGACUUUAUAUUUACAACUUCUUCUCCACGGUCUCAAUUCUUUGGAAUCGACAGCCUUUACGAUUUGUAACACACACACACACAUAUAUAUAUAUAUAUAUAACGCGCCCUCCUUGCUUUUAAUCAUGUUGGUGAUAUGACCCCUUAUAACUAUAUAUAUUUGUCAAUACUCAGAGUUGGCGAGGAAACUGAAACUAAUAUACAGUACUGGUGCCGAUAUUUACGACAUCUCCUCAUCGAUUAAUAUGUCAAUGAAACAUAUUUUUAUUUUUAAUUACUUUUUCAAUGGUCAGUACAAACUAAAUGAGGCUGAUUUGGAGCAAUAUGGACAAUUAGAGGGAAAUCCGAUAGAGACUGGAAUUAUAUCGAGUAAAGCCAGACCAUAACUUAUUUACUUGUUUCUAGAGGUAGUCCGAAGGUUCUCCGGGUUUUACGCACCCAAAGUGAUUGCAAAGCUAUGAGCAAUUACUAUGUAGGUUAAAACUAAAAUAGGGAAUAUUACUCGAUGUGAAUCAAGAGUUUGUAAAGUCUUCAUAUUAGGAUUACAUAUGACAAGUAUAUUUCAUCGACCUCCCCUUCCCGGCUACGCAACUUCUUUCCCUCUCUCUCAAACCGCGGAAGAGUUCACUCACUCACCGAUCAAUCGCUCUCCUUUGCAUUUUCAGCAAAAGAAAACUUCAAGAAGAAUACAAGAGCCUCUUAGACGGCGGUCUGACUGACUGCCGACCACCCAAUAAGAACCAUUGACUUGACUUGGGUGGUGCCCCAACCCCUUUCUUCCAACCCCUUUCUUCCAACCCCUUUCUUCAUCUUUCCUUCGCCUUUAUUUAUUUUGAUCUCGAGUUGCAAGUGGUGCAUGAGCCCCUUCGUGUCUGUUUCCCUCACCAGUUUUCCUGAUCUUGUGUUUCUACUUAACGUCUACUGGAGUUGCAGGCUUUUCCUAUAUACCAGCUAGUCUCGCAAGCCACCUUCAAAUCAGCGGUAGUCAGAUCCAUAACAGCGGCAGCAGCAGGUCAGUGCAGAUUCAGAGGAAGUCAGAGAAUGUCCACUGCAAGUGGAACGCCGGCGAUGAAAUGAGGUGAGCCGACAGCGGCCGUCGCCUUUUCCUUGGUUUCUUUCUCUUUUACAAUCGAUGAUCAACCUCCCCCAUGGCAACCACAACGCUGUCAAUAUGCCCACGCUUUUCAUGUCUGUUAAUUCUUCUUCUUCGGCUGCUGCAAUCUCCGCCAUCGGUUCACCCGAGCAUGACUGAAGAUCCCAUCGAAGCAAGACUGAGACAGAACAAUUACUUGGACAGAAUCUGCUUUCCAAGCGCAGAUGGAUUGUCCCCCAUCUACUGGCAAAACUUGGAAGAGAUAUUUCGCUACUUGGUCGACUCCAUUCCCCUUAUGGGCUUCUCCAACACCUCCGUCGGCGAAUCCACCGACACUAUCUACGGCUUUGCUAUAUGUCGAGGCGACAACCCUGCAGAUAUAUGCCGGAACUGCAUCGCCGCCGCCGUCGAGAGGGUCAAGAUCGAAUGCCCAAUGAACAGAUCUGCCAUGAUAUGGUUCGAGGCCUGCUUCCUUCGCUUCUCCAGCAACCGGUUCUUGGGGAUCUUUGAACCGAAAUUCCCCGUCGUGUGGACCGACAAUUCCCAGCUGUUUGCCAAGUCCGACGGCAUGGAGUGGGUAUACCCAUUGGUGAAAGAGGCUGCCGAUAACUCGAAGCGGUUUGCCACCAUGGUAGAGCCAAAGGGCGGGUACACCAGCUACAGCCUGGCGCAGUGCACCAUUGACCUCAGCUCAGCGGAUUGCUCGGCGUGCUUCCAGUAUGCUAUGAAAGAGAUCGGGAAUAAUCACACGCUAGGCCGAGUGUGGCGGUUUGCUUGCCCGAGCUGCGCCAUCUUCCACUACACCUGGCCUUUCUUUUUUACCUCACCAGCAGGAAGUAAAAAAGGUAGCCAGAGGAGAACCGUGAUUAUCAUUUCCUCCACAGCAGGGAUACUGCUGCUAGCAAUGGGGACUAUCGUCUUGCAUUUCCAUACGCGAAAAAGGAAACGACUUAAUGAGGAGCUAAGAAAAUACAACAGUGAGAUGGCUUCACUUAUGAGUAAUCUCACUGAGGAUGAAAGAAACCAUGAGCUGCCCCAGUACAGCCUAAGAACAAUGCAGGCAGCGACUAAUAAUUUCUCGAACGAGAACAAGCUCGGAAGAGGAGGAUUUGGCCUUGUCUAUAAGGUGAACACAAUGGUCGGCUUGUCGCAGUGAAAAGGCUUUCUGAGCGAUCUGGGCAGGGGCUGAUGGAGUUUAUGAAUGAAGUUACAUUGAUCGCAAAGCUUCGACCUAAGAACUUGGUUGGUCUAUUGGGUUGCAGUGUGGAGCGGGGAGAAAAGAUUCUUAUCUAUGAAUUUAUGCCGAAUGGCAGCCUUGGUGCUUUUUUUUUUUUGGGUGAUGAACAUCUUUAGUUCUCAUUUUUCCUUUUUCCGCUAAAAAGACUGUUGGCUCCUCAUGGUGAUAAAAAAUGUCUGUGGUCUUUUGCUCUUAUCUCUUGCGAUUUUGGUUUCUUGUAUUUAAUUCCGAAAUUUGUCUUGCAAGUUUCUUUUGAUCUACUAUACAAACAUGGUUUGCCCUGAUAAGAACAAAUGUCGGUCAACCAAUUACUAAUGCCUCUAUUAAGACAAAAAUAAACAGAAAAAAUGCAUACCCUAAAACACUAUAACCCAAACAAGAAAUCACACAAGCUAACUUUCAGAAUCAAAUAGAACAGCAUCAUGUAAUUGGU